Molecule: messenger RNA, 4056 nt
Organism: Hydractinia symbiolongicarpus
Lineage: Eukaryota; Metazoa; Cnidaria; Hydrozoa; Anthoathecata; Hydractiniidae
Product: adenosine receptor A2b-like
Exons: 4
Coding region: 2580-3803 (407 amino acids)
Biological process (GO): G protein-coupled receptor signaling pathway
Cellular component (GO): membrane
Molecular function (GO): G protein-coupled receptor activity
Source: RefSeq, a predicted model, not a curated record
UCUGUUAAAGAAACUUUGUGUAAAAAAUUUUCAAUGAUUAUUUGUUCGCGACAAAUCAAGUUUGGUUUUUUUUGUGAGUUCUGAGUUUACAGAAGUUGCAUUGGGAGGAAUGGGAUAGAAAAUGUUAUUAUCGCUAAUAAUUAAUAAAUCACAAAUCUUGUUAGCUACACCGUAACACAACUAAAUAUUUGAUUUUUUGUUAUUUAUUUUUGAAAAAAAGCUUUACAGAGAAACGCCUUUGAACUAAUCUAACUAGCUUCAGAUACACGAAGAAACUGUUUUGUUAUCAUUGUUCAUUUAUGAAAGACGUUUGGAAAAGCAAGUUAGUCAUUUAUAUUGCAACAUAUCUGGCCAUCAUGUGAAAGUUUACAUGAGAGACUCAAUCAAAGAUUCAUUUAACAUAUUCCCAUCGCUACUGAAGCAUCAAUAUCUGGACAUAUUAGCGCUCUUUAUAAGUUUGUUAAAUUAGAUUUUUUUUUAAUAACAUGAUUGUUUUUUAAAAUUAUCAAAGCAAACAUUUUUUAACCAAUGUGAGAAAAAAAAGUAGGCAAGAGUAUUUUUUAUUUCUUAUUUAUUCUUUUUAUUACUAUUUGUUUAUUGAUUAUUUGUUUUAAUUUAUCAGUUGGCAAUGUCGUCGUAGUGUUUAUAACGUGGAGAAAAUUUACUAAGCUUAAAUUUUUAUUAGCAUAAUUUAUUGGCAAAGGAUUAAUAACAUGUUGACCCAGGUAAAAUACUCUUUCCUAAUUUUAUAUGAUUUUUAAAUGAAUUCGUUGAUAGAAUUUCCGACAAUGUUGAUAGCAAGUCAUGUAUAUAUAAUCGAGUACCCGCGGGGGAGAAAUUUCACAGUUCCUUAAUGUUAACCAUCGUAUAGAUGAUAUUAAAGUUGCUAUGAGUUGCUUUUCAUUGGGACAACAUUUGUUUACAGAUGGUUUUCGUUUAUGAAACAUAGUAGAACGGACGUGCAAGUAAACAACGGUCCAUCAUAUAAAUUUUGCAAGAUCGCGUUUGGAAUUAACAAACACGAUAUCUGCCUGGUGACCAGAGAAGGCUUAUACAUCUACUUGAUAUAUGCGUAUAAUUGCGUAUGCAUUGACAUUUUGUCUUUGCACUAUUCAAAAUUUUAUCAAAAUAAAGAUAACACCAUUUGUUUAUUCCAAAUAGAGUGAGUCAAGUCAACUUUAAAGAAUUUUACCAAUUGCUCAACAGGGGCCCUAGUAACGAACUUGGAAGAGCUUGAAAGUACUUUAUGGGCUUGUUCAUUUACUCGAUACAAAGUAAAAUGCAAUUGUAUUAUUGUUGUGUAUAGCCUCUUUCAGGAAGACUUGGGAAGAGCUGUUUGCUUCUGGUAAAAUGGCGAUGUGUUACACAAAAAAAUUGCAGUAUAAUCUUUACAUAAAAGUAAUUCUGAAUAAGCCAUAGUUUAUGAAAGUUCCUCCUAAACCGAAAUAUGAAAAAACAAUUUCAGGAUUGAGAUUAAAAUCAGAAAUGCGAUAAUGUUAGUUCACAUAACUUUCUCACGGCAGUCGGCGUUUUUAUGCAUGUGUGUCAUUACCGACUUAAUUGGAAGACUUUACUUUGUUACACUUUUAUACCCGUUUGUAUUGAUUGAGUAAUAUAGAGCGUGAUAUUGCAAGAAAAUACAUACAGAAAUCACCCAUCGGAAAAGUCUACGGUAAUGUGAAAUUAAAAGUCACUGCUCACAACUACUUUUUUUGGCUCACAGAGAGACGGCGAAUAUAAUUAAUAGACUAGUCAUUAGCGGCCUUUAAAUUCCAUCUCCGUAUUUUGGCUUCCGUAACCAUUUCGUGCAUGUUUGGCACGAAGUGAUCUUGACAGCAAUAUUAAAGAUAGAUAAUCAUAAAGAUACCUACUGCGUUCUUACCUAGCUACAUUAUGGUACGACUUAAAUUGUUUGCCUUUUAUAUUGCGUUAUGAAUACGUAACCCCCACGGGUUACAUACAAAUGGAAAAAUAUAUGAGCUUAUUGUAAAACAACAUUUUAGUAAAAACACAUUUUGUUGACACUAUUGAACUUCAAUAUACCACUGGCAAUGACGUUCACUGAGGCUAAAGACUUACUUUAUUUCUUCAGUAGUCCUCUUAAAACGUUUUGUUGCAGUGUAAACCGCUUUUUUAUAUUACCGUUAUUAACUAUGUAACGUCGCUAUUUUUGUAAAUCAGUUAUCAAUUACCUCCCAAACUAAUCCUAAUUACGUUUUCUUUUUUUUUCUUUUUGUAAUAUCAAAACAGCUGUAUACACCAUGACAAAUAUAUGAGAUCUUUCAUUUUUCGUUUGCAGUACAUGUCUUAUGAUAUAUUGUCACCAUUAUUAGCUCCAUUAGCGAAAUUUACCUGAAUAGUUGGUGGGUAGUGGGAAAAUUUCAAAUGCGCUUAAAUAACAUUCUAUCGUAUUAAAAGUUCCUAUGGGAACAAAAGAAGCAGGUGAUAAUGUGUUCUUCUUUUUAAGUUUUUAAUAUAUAUAUAUAUACAUCUAUACAGUAUAAUAUUAUAGAGAAAAAAAAUAAAGAAAAAACAAAUAAAGAGUACAUAGAUAAGAUAAAAAUUAAAUUAAACACACAAUGUCGUUUUAUACAACGACAUUACCGUUAACAACAGAUUUAAUUAAAAACUUCACAUCAUACGGAGUGGCACCGUGCAAUCUUCCAAAGGCAAGAUCAUUGGAGGAUGUGUCGUACGCUAUAUAUAUGAUACUGGUGUUGGUAUCUAGUGUACUUGGUAACUGCAUGGUCCUACUGGUUGUGACAAUGUCAUCGUUGCUUCGUAGCCGUGUGACGUUCUACUUCAUAGCUAGCCUGGCUUGCUCUGAUUUUGCACUUGCAAUAUUCCAAAUCCCAUUCAGAAUAUCUUUGAAGUUAAAUCACAAUCGGUUUUGUCACGAAUUGCCGGCUUGUUACAUCAUGUUGAUAUCAGAUGCAUUUGGAAAUGUGGCAAGCAUUCUGAAUUUGUUUCUGAUAUCUAUCGACAGGUUUAUUGCGAUAAAAUUUCCAUUUCGUUACAACGACUUGCUAUCGAAAACUCGUGUGAAGUACCUCAUUUCUGCUGUCUGGAUAAUAUCUGCCUUAUGGGCUUUUACUGGUAUAUUUAACUGGAAAAAGAAAGAAGGGGAUAGCGUAUUUGGAAUCUCAAUCUCAAGAAGUUGUUUGAACAGCAACUACUACUUUUAUGCUACGUCAUUUUUUGGCAUUUACAUACCAGUUCUUGUAGCGAUUACCAUUGCAUACCUGGCCAUUCUCCACGUCGCCUUAACGCAAAUACGAGCAAUUGAAGCAAGCACUGUCGCCCUUCCAACACAAAGGACUCUUCUUAAUGCAGGCAAUAACUCGCCUCGUACGGAAAAAAUGAAUAAGCGCAGAAAAAGGACACUGAACAAGGAGUUAAAGGCAACAAAGUCAGUUGCAAUAGUCUACUUGGCGUUUGUCAUAUGCUGGUUACCAAGUUGCGUUAUCAACAUUAUCAUUAUGAUUGACAAUAUUUUUAUAAGCAUGAGAAGCGACAACGAGAAAUUGUUCCUUUUUAUAUAUUAUUUCUUCAUUGAAAUUCUACCCAACACCAACACGAUGGUAAAUCCACUUAUCUAUAGCUUCUCAAAUCAACAAUUUAGGUCAGCAUUUAAGACAGUCUACUUCAAGUUACUUGGUAGAUAUUCAAAUGCAUUUUACUCUCAACAGUCUCCUCGUACCUACGGAAGUGCUGAUUUAUCGAUAUCCGCGUCACCAUCGAUGAGUCCUUAUCACGGAGAAAAUCAGAAAAUGGAUACCAUUGCCAUCUGGAAACCAGAUUGACGUUAUCCAUAAUUAUUAUUGUUAGAACUGUCAAGACUAAACAGACAUGAAGUGAAAACGUAAGCAUGUUUUGCAAAUUCUGCCCGAUUCGUCUGAUCCAUGACAGAAAUAUGAUGUUACGGUAACUUUGAAGUAUGGUUAAUACGCAGAUUAAAUAAAUAAUAAAAAGAUACACAAUGACAUUUGUGUCUGCACACUUUAAAAAAACGAAUGUGUAAGUAUAGAAAUUGAAACAUGUUUGUUAUUCUUUGUA